UUUCAGAGUUUUAAAAAACUUGCUUGUGAGGACGAUCAGCGUGGGAUGGAUACUUAUAUUAUAGGUACCCCCGGCUUGAGAUUAUAUGCGUCGUGCCCCUCGUCCCUAUAAUCUUGUCUUCUUCAACCGGCUGAUUCCCCAACCAACAACGAACACUCCCGACAUCCCUCCUUCCUCCGCUUCGAUCGUCUCUUUUAAAAACAGAAUCUCCCAAUCUCUCAUCCACAGAUACAUAUACUCACAAUAUCCAUUCCCAGCCUCAAAUCGAAGCCCCCCCCGAGCGAAAAGAAUUCAUUCAACCCUGCAAGGCACCCCCUCCGGUGAAGAACUACAUCGCUCAAGUCAAAACUGAAGAACUUGAGAGCUUCAUCUCAAUCAGGAGAUACUCUGUAUACUUGACUCCUUCCUCUCUCAUCAAUAAACCAAUCAGACUUGUACAACACCUUCCACGUUCAAAGUUGUACACCACCCACUCUCUCCUCUUAGUAUCACUCCAGUUGUUUCUACAGUACUCACUACGUUCUAGCCUACUGGGUGGCGGCGAGUUGGUAGUUGACUGAUUCAAUACAUACAGCCGACCACUUUUAAGCUUAUUUCCAAUCCACUCCUCACUUUUCCUGGUACGUUCAUCCUUCAAACUUUCUUCUCUCCUCUCAUUUUCUACCACCCAUCCUCAGCCCCACCCAACACACCCAUAAUAAAUACCUUCCUCUCCUCCAGCCUCCUUUCUUCCCCCCUUCAUCCUCCACAUCCCUUAUACCCCUCUCUCGUCCGUCGAUCGGCCGUUCUCCAACACUAAUAUCUUCUUCACCUUCAAAACUAAUAAUUAAUCUGUUUCUUUGGGUUUACCAAUCCAACUACACACAUCCUUCCUCUCUUUCUCUCUCUCUCCUUCUCAACCAGCAGCAUCUCAAUACACACUACACCUUUUUUGUUUUAUAUAAGUGCAAAAAAAAAUCUGUCUCCCCCCCCCCCCUCUAAGCAUCCGAAACUGCCGCUUGGAAUUUGCCAAGACUCAAAACAUGAAUCAGUCCCCCUCUUCCCCUCAGCCGGCUCGCCGGACACUCGAUUCACUCAAGAAACACUCUUCGGCUACUCACAAGAACCUCUUCGGAAGUGGCAAUUCAUCCUAUGAUUCUCCGCUUGCCCAUCUCUCCCCCGCAUUAAGCCCGGCAUCGGCCCCUCUCGCCGAUCAAUCCACCUCUCGUCGAUCAAACUCUUCCAGUCAAUCCAACCCAUUCCUACCAUCCUCCUCAUCUCACACGCCCCCAGGCACCUGGUCCGUCUCCGGCAAGCUCGUCCGGAAAAAAGCUAGCGGUCUGUUUCGUGAGGCUGCACGCAGCUGGGGUCGAUCGAAGAGCAAAGAGGUCUUGGCAUUCGGACUAGGCGUCCUUAUCGGCAACCAAGAUGCACAAGCCGCUAACUCACCACCACCACCACCACCACCACCCACACACCCAACACCCCCUCCAUUACCAUUGCCACCGAACCCAUCCAUCCUCUCCUCCGCAUCACCCGCUCUCAUCGAGCAUCCGCAACAGCGUUCAACCCCAACCGAGCCGCGUAGGGUGAACCCGCCAUCCCCUGUCUCCCUGCACCAACGAUAA
Messenger RNA from Puccinia graminis f. sp. tritici CRL 75-36-700-3, 1607 nucleotides. RefSeq lists its product as uncharacterized. The coding region runs from base 1023 to 1607 and encodes 194 amino acids. The transcript has a single exon. NCBI's taxonomy places the organism in Eukaryota, Fungi, Basidiomycota, Pucciniomycetes, Pucciniales, Pucciniaceae. The record is from RefSeq and is a predicted model, not a curated record.